AUGGCAGCGUACACGAGCCUCCUCCUGGUGAUCGCCCUCUGUGCCGCCACAGCUCUCUCUCUACAGUGCUAUACCUGUUUAUCAGCAACUUCCAACGCCGACUGCCUGACUGCGGCGAACUGCACCAAUGGGGAAACCUAUUGUGAGACCUCGGUGGCGUCCGUCUCUGUUGCUGGGAUCUCCGCCACCUCCAUCACUAAGACGUGUGCCUUGUCCUGCACUCCCACCAGCGGUGGCUUCAUAGUCGGCUCUGCCUCCGUCUCCUGCUGCUCCACCGACCUGUGUAACACCAGCGGCGGCGCCAGCAUCAAGUCCAGCUAUGCCGCCAUCAUCCUGGCACUGGGAUCCAUCCUGACAAUCCUGAAGAGCUCAGUCCUGUAA
Molecule: messenger RNA, 381 nt
Organism: Bufo gargarizans (Asiatic toad)
Lineage: Eukaryota; Metazoa; Chordata; Amphibia; Anura; Bufonidae
Product: lymphocyte antigen 6E-like
Exons: 3
Coding region: 1-381 (126 amino acids)
Source: RefSeq, a predicted model, not a curated record